Molecule: messenger RNA, 1056 nt
Organism: Erythranthe guttata (spotted monkey flower)
Lineage: Eukaryota; Viridiplantae; Streptophyta; Magnoliopsida; Lamiales; Phrymaceae
Product: F-box/kelch-repeat protein At3g23880
Source: RefSeq, a predicted model, not a curated record
AUGUCAAUAGAACACCAUACCUCAAAUCUUCCGAACGAGAUCAUCGAAAUUAUCCUACUACACCUACCGAUUAAGUCUCUUCUUAGGUUUAAAUCAGUUUCCAAAUCAUGGAAUUCCAUUAUCUCCGAUCCUGUUUUCACCCACACCCAUCUUCAAUUCUCGAAUUCUCCGCAUCUCUUUCUAAUCAAGAACAGAUCUUUUCAAGGAGCUUUUUCUUUGCUUAAAUUAGAAGCUAAAAAAUUCCACAGAGAAGCUGUAUUAAGCGGCCCAUAUGGCUGGAAUACAGUGUUAUGCCAUUGCAACGGAGUGCUUCUGUUAACCGAUUCCUAUUUCAAGCCCACGUGCUACGCAUUGUGGAAUCCAUCCACUCGUACGGAGACGUAUUUCACUUUCAGAUACACCUUUUACGAGGAUAUGAAUUACGGGAUCUGUUACGAUCCUGCGAUCCACGAUUUCAAGGUUGUUUUCGCUGCCGGAAAGAAUUACGCUGUUUUUUGUUGCAAGACCGAUACUUGGACUCGUAGGGUAGGGUUCCCGUUCAAAGGGACCCAUUCGGGGGUUUUUGCUGACGGAGCUUAUUAUUGGGUUUGGAGAGACAAAGAGGAUGUUAGACACGUGGUGUAUUUCGAUUCAAGAAUCGACAAGCUCAAGAGAUUGCAGAAGCCUAAACAACUAACCGACGAGGACCAUGUCUCCGUGGCUUGUUUGAAAGAUAGUCUGUGUUUGUACUGCAAUGCUUUAGGGGAUGAGACGAAGGUUCGGUUCUGGAUUAAGGAAAAGGGCAGCAGCUUCAAGAACUGCUGGAACGAGUUCUCGGUUAUUGAGAAUGUGCAGACUUCGAUUUGGUCGUUUAGGCCACUUUGCUUUCUGGAAGACAAGAUUGUGAUUCGAUUGGAAAGUGCAAGAUUUCUAAUAUAUAGCCUUUGUGACAAUACUUUCGAAGAAUUUGUAGACGAUGAGUUGUGUUUCGUUGAUUUGGACCCGUAUAAGAAUAGUCUAUUCUUCACUAAUCUGAAUGCUGUUUCCAGGAGGAGACGAGUUAUUGUUAUAGAUUAA